Messenger RNA from Diaporthe citri, 1221 nucleotides. RefSeq lists its product as uncharacterized. NCBI's taxonomy places the organism in Eukaryota, Fungi, Ascomycota, Sordariomycetes, Diaporthales, Diaporthaceae. The transcript has 4 exons. The record is from RefSeq and is a predicted model, not a curated record. The coding region runs from base 1 to 1221 and encodes 406 amino acids.
AUGGUAAGCAGGAUUGGACGGAAACAAGACGGUCAGGAUAAGCAUGAAAUCCAUCCAAACUUCGGCCCGAAGCCAUGCACCACCCUGCCUCCCGUCGACGGCGUAUCGACAUUGAUCCUGAAGCUCUCCAACCCCAAGGCUGAGGGCUUGAACAACGCCAACCGCGUCGAGAACGACGUCAUCGCCUCCUCCCUGAUCCGAGAGUCUCUCUCCCAGCGCGCCCCCGACAUGGCCGACAUCGUCCCCGCCAUCUACGCUUGGGAGCCUUUCACCGACCCGUCCCCGGACACAGACGAGGCCUCCUCGGGCUGGACCCUGAUGGAACACUGGCCCGGUUCAAACCUGGAUGGGCAAUUCGCUGGGAUGAGCGAGCAAGAACAGCAAGCCAUCAUGGCGCAGGUCGCCACCAUCCUUUCCGCCAUCCAGGCCGUCCAGCUGCCCGCCGGCGCCAGCGGACUCGGUGGCCUGACCAUCGCCAGCGACAGCAUCAUCGUCACCGGCCAGCGGCCCCUGCUCCCCGGCGGGCCGUGGUCCUCCUACGCGGACAUGCUGGCCGCUAAGCUGCGCUUCCAGCUCGACGGCGACGCGGAGAACAGCACCGUGCUGCGCGGGUGGAGGAACAACGAAACACUCAGGGAGAGGCUGGACGCCUUCAUCUCCGGCCCAGCCAUCGAGCGGGUGCUGCAACGCGGCGGCGUUGACACCGGCCACCGGGUCCUGACCCACGGCGACUUCACCAUGAACAACAUGCUCUACGAUCCCACCACGAGGCGCGUCUCCGCCCUGCUCGACUUCGACUGGGCCGCCGUCGCGCACCCGGCGCACGAGUUCUUCUCGGGCCUGCACGACCUGCAGGGCAGCACUCACCCAGAUGACGCGGCCCUGCAGUCCGCCGUGCUCACCGGGGCAUCCAACACCACCACUUCUCCCGCCGCCGAAUGCGAAGAAUCUGGCGCCGACGAGCCCAACAAAACCUGGGCCCUCGCCAGCUCCUGGGAUGCCGCCCUCCUCCGCGCGGGCGGCCUGCGGCCCAGCAGCCUCGCCGGCGUCACGACGCUCGAGUCGCUCCGCGCGCUCGAGGACCUGAUCGCGCCGUUCGGGCUGUGCAACACCGUCAUGGUCGGCCGCACGCCGGCCGAGAAACUCCAGGCCGCCAGGGCCGACACGGAGGCGAAGCUCGACGCGCUCCUCGACAGCCUCACUCGGCAGGCGGGCCUCUAA